AUGUCUCAACCCGAUACCCAACAAGACAAAAAUACGCACACCUUUGAUUUUGGCAAGAUCGACUGGGAAGCAUAUGAAUCCCAUCGUCCUCCAUACCCGGAAGCUCUGUAUGAUAUCAUCUUCCAACACCAUCGAGAAUAUGCAGGGCGUUGGGACACCGCAUUGGACGUCGGGGCAGGCGGCGGUACCGUGACCAAAGUCCUGCUUCAACACUUCAAGCAUGUCGUUUGCAGCGACGCUGCCGCCGGUUACGUGUCGCAAGCCGAACAUAGAUUCUCUCAAGAGAAGAGCGCCGGACGCGUGAGUUUCGCGCAUCGCAAGUUCGACGAGUUCGACCCGGCCACCGAUCUCCCACAGGGUCGCAUCGUGGAUAUGGUCACUGCCGGAACGUGCAUUCACUUCGGGGAUCCAGCGCAGAUCACGACGCAACUCGCGAAACUGGUCCGGCCUGGCGGGACUCUGGCUGCCUUUACCUACGGUUCACUGCCGAUACUCCCAGCCGACGAGCCAGCGAAAGAGCUCGUUGAUACGACGAAAAACAAGAUCCUGCGUUGGCUUCACGAGAACGUCAAGGCACUUGAUCGGAUUGACGCCACGGGAACGGGACAGGCCCGUUAUGAUAACGUGGACUUCGACCCGGCGCUAUGGACGGAUGUACGACGGAUUACCUCGCUUCCCGAUGAGCAUGUGUGGCCCGAAUGGAUCAAGGCCUCUGAGUCACGGGUUCGCGACGACGUCGAGCGGAAGGAGGCGGUUCAGGAUGACUUCAUCACGAGGCCUGUGGACUUCGAUUUCUUCCCAGAGUACUUUAGGAACCUCGCACCCGGUUAUGACGUGUCGGAUCUGAUCAGAGACGACUUGAAGAAGAUAAAAGGGGUGAUGGGGAGUCGCAAAGUCGUGGCUAAGUGGCCCGUGAUCAUGGUGAUAGCGACCAGGGGUUGA
Colletotrichum karsti is the source of this 942-nucleotide messenger RNA. RefSeq lists its product as uncharacterized. The transcript has a single exon. The record is from RefSeq and is a predicted model, not a curated record. Lineage: Eukaryota; Fungi; Ascomycota; Sordariomycetes; Glomerellales; Glomerellaceae. The coding region runs from base 1 to 942 and encodes 313 amino acids.